AGGGUUUUGCGUUUGCGAAUAGCGUCUUGCGCUGACAGCGCCACUACGGCAUAAAAAAAAAGUUAUUAGAAACAAUUUCAAAGAAUAUACCAUUUUACGAUAAGAAUGGUAAUUUUAACUGUCGUAUUUUCGCGUUUAACUAAAAUUUCGAGGUUAAUUUAUCAGCAGCAAACAAUCAGUUGCGCUUAGUUUUGAAUACCCGCCUUUACGUUCCUUCACCAGCCAAGUUAAUCCACAAGCUCAUACUCGCGCGCGUACUCAGAGAGCCAGUCGUGCUUCUUGUCGUGUUUGCGACGUAAAGUUCAGAGUUUGCCAUCAGCAUUCAUGCCGAACGUGAGUCGGUCGCGCGUAGGUCUUCUUUGUGAGCACCUACUUUAUCUAGAUCUCAGCUGGAGUGAUCUGGAAGACAUUUUCCUUGGACAUCAACAGCGCACACCCCGACAGUAUAAGUCGGUAAACGGCCUAUUUAACAUCGAAGAACUGCAGGAAGAUGCUUUUAGGCGGAUGUUUAGAUUUCAUAAGGAACACCUGAAAGACCUGAGAACGUCUCUGCUUAUCCCGGACGCUGUAAUAAGCGCCCAGGGUGUCGGCGUAAGUGGCGAGGAAGCUCUUCUCAUAACCCUACGCAGGCUGGCGUAUCCCAACAGGUGGUGGGAUUUGGAGCCACUGUUUGGCCGCCACUACUCCACUUUGUCAAGUAUCGUCUCCCAGGUGCUCACGCACAUUGAAGGCAACUUUGGACACCUGCUGGACUUAACUAAGAACAAGUGGCUGAACAUUGCUGAACUAGGUCGUUUUUCUCAGGCAAUGCAUCGCAGAGGUGCACCACUUAAAAACUGUUGGGGGUUCGUGGAUGGGACAGCGAGACCGAUUUGCCGGCCAUCGGUGAACCAGAGAAUAUAUUUCUCUGGUCAUAAGCGUGUCCAUGCUGUGAAAUAUCAAUCUGUCAUGUGCGCCAACGGCAUCGUGUGCGAUCUUGACGGCCCCUAUCCAGGUCACAGACACGACGCCGGUAUCCUGGGAGACAGCGGCCUUUACAGCAGGCUCGAGCACUUGGUGCAGGGUUCCUUGUACACCAUCUAUGGCGACCCUGCAUAUCCACUACGUCCACUGCUGAUGCGCCCAUAUGCUGGCUCUUCUCUGACAGAGGCACAGCAAAGGUUUAAUACCGGCAUGAGUACAGUCCGCCAGGCCGUAGAAUGGGGGUUCGGCAAGACUGUUGGACUGUUUGCGUUUUUGGACUUUAAAAAAAACCAAAAGAUUCUUCUACAAAAUGUACCUCAGAUGUACAAAGUAGGUACAAUCCUUGCAAACUGCCAUACAUGUUUGUAUGGUAGUCAAGUUUCGAUGUUUUUUGGCUUAAAACCACCAUCUCUGCCAGAAUAUCUGGUUCCCGUCACUGCUUGAGAUCCUCAAUCCUUGGAUCAGGGAUCUCGCAUGUCUUUGGAACUUGCAUAUGCGUAGCCCAUAAGAGCAUUUUGGAAAGCAUUUAAAAAUUGUCAAGCAAUUAUUGGCUCCAUUUGAACCACUGAACAAUCUCACAUUUGCCGAUGCUACGUUUUGUGUGAUCUGUUAAAGCAAGCUUUGUUAAUCUUGUAUGCAGUGCUGGAGCACCAAUCGGAGGCGUAGUUUUAACACACUUUAAUUUGCAAAAUUUUAUUCCCAAGCAUUUAGGCAUGUAUGUUACAAGGAUAAUGACCUUGUAACUUCUUUUUGAAGAAAUAAAUGCACCAUACUGCGCUACAAGAAUGUUUAUUUUUUGUUUUGCGAAAGCUUGUGUAUAAUUUCUAGAAGUGCCUUCUGAGUUGCCAGGGAUGACUCUCUUUCUGCCCUGCGCUCCUGUAUCUCUAUUUCGUGCUGCUUCUGCAGCCUCCCAAGUUCUUCGCACCGGAGCUGUCUAUCUUCAUCCAGCAUUCGCUGCUGCCCCUCCCAUUCCCGCCUUCUCUGGUCCAGCUGGUCCCUCUCCAGAGUGAGGCGCUGCUCUGCGAGGGCAAUCUUUCGCUCCUCUAAAGAGCACUCUGUGGCUCUCAUUGACUUCUCGUACUUCAGUCUUUGCUCGAAGAAAGCCAGGUUGCCCUUCUCGGCAGCCCUUUUCACACCUGCAAAUAAAGAUCAAAUGAGAGGGGCACUGUUAAGAUGCUGUUUGUAGAUAGGCAGUGACAAACUACUCCACACAUUUGUAUUUUACAGGUGGCCUAACUACACACAGCGUAUACUUGCCUUGCCUUCCCUGCAGCGUCCCUCUUGAGCUACACUGAUCAGUAUCGGGCUGUGCACUUGUAAGCUCAGGGGAGUUCCUGCAGGUAGGCACACCCAAAUCUAACGCAGGUUCAUCACCUGGAUGUAUAUCUUCAUAUAUUUGCAGCAACUGUGUAGUCGCUGGACUUUCUUCGUCCGGGUUCCCUGUGUGAAAAUAGAAGACACCAACGAAUUCUGUAAUAUUAUAUUCUGUUUGGCAUUACUUCUUUUGGCUGCUAAGAGGCAGUCAACAGAAGAAAUAUGAAAGUCAUAUCACAUCUCCAUCUUCCUGCUGCAUAAUGCAGGCCCAUGAAGGCACCUUACAGCAUAGUUUUGGCGACAUGCUGUGGUGCUUUGAACACUUAAACUAAAUAGCAUGUGUCUUUUCACAAUAUGUGUUGACAAAAAAUGUCUCUGCUUGGCGCAGUUCAUUAUUGAAAGGUGAAGUAGUCUUUUCAUGCACAGCUAGUAACUGUGACUUUAAAUGGAGUGUAUUGUGCACAACAUUGCAUGUACAUCAUUGUUACAUUGUUCCAUUGAUGACCUAUGUUUGCAUAAGCUGUGAUGCAGUGCUGUCUGACUUUUCCAUACUCAUUUGAAAUAAAUGUUUGCGAACCUGA
Molecule: messenger RNA, 2858 nt
Organism: Dermacentor andersoni
Lineage: Eukaryota; Metazoa; Arthropoda; Arachnida; Ixodida; Ixodidae
Source: RefSeq, a predicted model, not a curated record